CCCUCCAGCGGCCGGCAGCUUUAAAUGCGGCGCCUGCGGGCCGCGGGGCAGGCGGCAGCACCAUGCGACGGGCGCUCGGCAUCCUCGGCUGCUGCCUGGCGCUGCUGCUGCUGCUGCCCGCGGCGCGGAGCUCCCCGCACCGCCUGCGCCAGCAGCCGCGGCCGGGCGGCGGCCUCUCCGGGAGCCACGCCGCGGCAGAUUCUGCCUGCAAGAACCGGCCCCUGGACCUCGUCUUCAUCAUAGACAGUUCCCGUAGUGUCCGACCUGAAGAGUUUGAGAAAGUGAAAAUCUUUUUGUCAAAAAUGAUUGAUACUCUGGAUGUUGGUGAAAGAACAACCCGCGUGGCAGUCAUGAAUUAUGCCAGCACUGUCAAGGUAGAGUUUCCUCUCCGGACCUAUUUCGAUAAAGCAUCUAUGAAGGAGGCGAUAUCUCACAUUGAGCCCUUGUCUGCCGGCACGAUGACCGGCCUUGCCAUCCAAACUGCCAUGGAUGAAGUCUUCACUGAGGAAAUGGGCACCCGCCCAGCAACCUUCAAUAUCCCCAAGGUGGUCAUUAUUGUGACAGAUGGACGACCACAAGACCAGGUUCAAGAUGUGGCAGCAAGCGCCCGGACAGCUGGCAUUGAGAUCUAUGCAGUUGGGGUAGACCGGGCAGACAUGCAGUCCCUGAGGAUAAUGGCCAGUGAACCACUGGAUGAACACGUCUUUUAUGUGGAGACCUACGGUGUGAUCGAAAAGCUGACAUCCAAAUUCAGAGAGACUUUCUGUGCUGUGAAUGUGUGUGCACUUGGGACCCAUGACUGCGAGCAGGUCUGCGUGAGUAACGGUGGAUCCUACCUUUGUGGCUGCUAUGAAGGCUACACUCUCAAUCCAGAUAAGAGAACCUGCUCAGCUCUGGACAUGUGUGCACCUGGCAGGCAUGAGUGUGAUCAGCUCUGUCUGAGUAACAAUGGAUCCUACGUCUGUGAAUGCUACGAAGGCUACACCCUGAAUCCAGAUAAGAAAACUUGCUCGGCCAUGGACAUGUGCGUGCCUGGAAGGCAUGAUUGUGCACAAGUCUGUCUGAGUAACGAUGGAUCCUACAGCUGUGAUUGCUUUGAAGGAUACACUCUGAAUCCAGAUAAGAAGACUUGCUCAGCUGUCGACAUGUGUGCACCUGGAAGGCAUGACUGUGAGCAGGUCUGCAUGAGAGAUGAUCUGUUCUAUACCUGCGACUGCUACCAAGGCUACACCCUGAAUCCAGACAAGAAGACUUGCUCACGAACUGACGUGUGUGCACCAGGAACCCACGACUGUGAGCAGGUCUGUGUGAGCAAUGGUGGAUCGUAUGCCUGUGACUGCUAUGAAGGCUUUACCUUAAAUCCAGAUGAGAAAACAUGCUCAAGAGCCAUAACGAGCAGUCUCGUAACAACUGAAGAAUCCUGUAAGUGUGAAGCCAUAGCUGCCCUGCAGGACUCAGUCACCUCACGCCUUGAAGCUCUGUCCACAAAAUUAGAUGAAGUGUCUGAGAAGCUACAGGCGUAUCAAGGCAGACAGCAGAUUGUCUGAGCCAUCUCUAUACUUAAUUCAAAAAUAAUCUUUCAGAAGCAACCCUUUUUAUUGUGUACAGCAAGCUUUAGUUUGUUGCACAGCAGUUGGUUUGUUAUUACUGACAAAUGUCAAGACUUCAGGAAGACAACGGUCUUGAAAAUACAGUGAUCCUGAGGAUCCUAACGUACUUUAUAACCAUAAAGCUACAUAUACCUGCUGUGCUUCAGUCUGUACUACAAGUAGUACAGUAACUGCAUUUUUAUUCUCUUAUUUAAACAUAAACACAGAAAAAAUGAAUGGAUACAAUAUAUCACAUUAUAUAAAACUGUGAAAUGGCAAGGCAGAGAAAAAAUGUGCCUAUGUCAUUUGUCCAUUAAAUGGGAAAUUAAUUUGGGGUCUUGUAACUUAUUUUAAUAAAAUAAAGUAUGA
This is a messenger RNA of Grus americana (Whooping crane), 1958 nucleotides long. RefSeq names its product matrilin 3 (gene MATN3). The transcript is spliced from 9 exons. Gene Ontology annotation, molecular function: calcium ion binding. The record is from RefSeq and is a predicted model, not a curated record. Lineage: Eukaryota; Metazoa; Chordata; Aves; Gruiformes; Gruidae. Bases 63 to 1547 code for a protein of 494 amino acids.